Plasmodium relictum is the source of this 2613-nucleotide messenger RNA. RefSeq names its product conserved Plasmodium protein, unknown function. Gene Ontology annotation, cellular component: nucleus. Gene Ontology annotation, molecular function: ATP hydrolysis activity; DNA replication origin binding. The record is from RefSeq and is a predicted model, not a curated record. The transcript has a single exon. NCBI's taxonomy places the organism in Eukaryota, Apicomplexa, Aconoidasida, Haemosporida, Plasmodiidae. Bases 1 to 2613 code for a protein of 870 amino acids. Gene Ontology annotation, biological process: mitotic DNA replication checkpoint signaling.
AUGAAAAUAAAUAAUGUAACUUGUAUAAACUUAAAUAAAAAUAAAAUGAAAGAAAAUGAAUUAUGCAAAAAAAUAAAAAAUAAUAAAAUGUAUUGUAAUGAAUCUAAUAAUUCUGAAAAAGCUGAAAAUAAAAACAGAAGUAAAUUAAAUCUAAGAACAAGUAAUGACGAUAUAAAAGACAAAAGAAAACAUACUAAAUUAAUAAAAGUGAAUAAAGAAGCCAAUGAAGCAAAUGAUAACCUAGAAAUAAGUAAAAAAUAUAAAAUAGAUGAACAAAAAUUAAAUGAAAACGGAAUAAUUAAAAAUAAAGAAAUACCAAUAGACACUAAAAUAAUUGAAAAAAAUAUAGAAAAAAUAGAAAAUGCAAUGAAAAAACUAGAUGAAAUAGAAAAAAAACUUAUUGAUGAUAUAUAUGACUGUGAUAAAUAUAUAGAAUUUUAUGAUAAAUCUAAAUCACUUUUAGAUUCAAAAGAUUUUGAUAGUGAUGUAGGAAGAGAAGAAGAAAUAAAUGAAAUUAGAACUAUCUUAAAAAAAUGUUCAAAUAAUUUUAAAAGUGAUGGAAUAUUUUUAACAGGUCCUAGUGGGCAAGGAAAAACCUACAGCAUAUUUUAUAUAAUUAAUGAAAUAGAAAAAGAAAAAAAGCAAAAAAAAAAAGAAAAAAUGGAACAUUAUAAAAAUAUUGAUUCAUCAUAUUUUUAUGUUUCUUGCUCUAAUAGCGAAAAACCAUAUGACAUUUUUGUUGAUAUUUUACAGCAAAUAUUAAAUAAAGACAGGAAAUCUAUAUUAAAUAAUAUUAAACAAAAAUAUAACUUGAAUGGAUUAGAAGAAGUUAAAAAAUUAUUUAUUAAUUACACAAGUAAAUUAAAUAAUUUAAAAAUAGUAAUUGUAGAUGAAUUAGAUUUUAUUGCAGUCAAAAAUGUGAGGAUGGAAUUAAGAGCAAAAACACAUAAUAAAAAUUAUAAUGAAGACGUAGUUAAAGUUUUAUUUGAAUGCUCUCAAAAUACUAAAUGUAAGAUAAUAUUAGUAGGUAUUGCCAAUAGUCUAGAUUUAAUAAAAGAUUAUACCCAUUUAAAAAUCAAUCAAAUUAUUUAUAAACCUUAUAAUGAGAAACAAUUUAUGAAUAUUAUAAAAAAUAAAUUAAACUCCUUAGAAGAUGAAUUUGUUAAUAAAAUUUUCAAGGGAGUAUCUUUAAAUAUACAUGUUAGACAAAUUUCAAAUAGAAAUGGUGAUAUUAGAUCUUGCUUCGAUGCAAUUUUAAGGGUUUUCUCUGAUAAGAGAUCAGAUUUAGAAGAGAGAAAAAGAAAUUUAAUUAAGUUAAAAGAAGAAAUUUUAAUGAAUAAGAUUUUUAAUAAUCAAGAAAAAAGGAAUUUAUGUCUUCUACUAAAUAACCAAUGUAAAGAUGACAAAAAAAAAGAAUUUACCAAUGAUCAAAAAUCUUCGAGGGAAAAUAAUAAUGACAUAGAAUUAUCUACAAAUAAAAGAGCAAAUUCCAAAAAAAGGGAAAAAGAUGAUAAGGACUCAUUAAGUAGAACGAAUAAAAAAUUAAAAAUGGGUAGUAAUAAUGCGAAUGAAACUAAUAUUUAUAAUGAAGAUAUUAGUGAUACUUUUUUCUUAGAGAAAAAUGAAACUCCAUUACUUCAUAAUAGAGAUUAUAAUAUGGAAAGUAAAUUCAGUAAAGAUGCUCAAAAAUUAAAAUUUACUGAUUUAAAAAAUGAGAAUACUUUUGGUUAUGAAACCUUAAAAAAGGAAAUCAUAAAAAUACAAAACAAUAAUGAAACUUUAAGUGAAAUAUUAAUAAGAAAAAAUUUUAAUGCAAAUGGCAAUGAAUCACUUUAUAAUUAUAGUCAGUAUACACCUAAACAGUACUAUGAAAGCCCCUUUAAAGUAUUAUAUAAAAAUGAAGAUGAUAGCAAUAUCCUUUAUUUUAGAGAUAAAGAAGAUAUACUUAAUAAUAUAAAUGUAGAAAAAUUAGAAUCUUUUGAUUUAAUUAUUGAUAACCAAAUAAAAAGCAUAGAAAACAAAUAUGAAAAUUUCUUAUCUAUGCCAAAUAACAAUACAGUAAUGAUAUCAGAUAUAAAAAAAAUUACCGAUAAAAUACCUUUAGAAGAACAUAAAGAUAUUUUAUUUAAAAUUCAAAGUCUGCCUUUAAUUCAAAAAAUAUGUUUGUAUGCUUCUUGCAAUGUAAUAAACGACACACAUUUAAAUCUAGAUGAUGAGGAUCAAGAAGAUAUAUCGAAAAAUGAAAUUAAAAAAAAUAUUGAAAUAACUUAUUAUGAUAUAAAAAAAUGCUUUAGGGCUAUAUGUAGUCAAUUAUCAGAAACUUCUUGCAUAAAAGAUAUAUUAGAAGGAAAUACUAUUGAUCAAGCAAUUGAGCAUUUUGAAGAGUUAGGAAUUUUGACAAAUACCAAAAAAAAUCAAAAAGUUAAAGAAAAGAGUAUAAAAAUACCAAAAGGUCUAACACCUAGAUUUGCUAACAAAAAAAAUAACAAUUUUUCAUCACAAAAUAAAUUAAAUUCUGUUUAUUAUUUUAAUCUUCCUGUUUGUGUUAUAAAACAAACCUUAAAAGAAAUUUCUUCUAUUCUUUCAAGUCUUGAUAAAAGUGUUAAUUUUUAA